Molecule: messenger RNA, 2724 nt
Organism: Harpegnathos saltator (Jerdon's jumping ant)
Lineage: Eukaryota; Metazoa; Arthropoda; Insecta; Hymenoptera; Formicidae
Exons: 3
Coding region: 121-2703 (860 amino acids)
Source: RefSeq, a predicted model, not a curated record
UCGGUGACCAUGGCACCGCGCUCAUGUUUUUAGUGGUCACUCACGUUGACUCGACUCGAACUUUGUAUUCGUUUUCGUGGUUCUUGGAGGCAGUUUCAACCGCGGGGACUAUUCUCGACCAUGGACACGUCAGAGUCUGAUAAUAACAGGCUGGAUAACGCACGUGAUCUGUCAUUCGAUGCCUCGACAGAAGAUAAAUGUCAGGCGUCUGUCGUUGUCGUCUGUAAGAAUACUUCGACUGCAUCCGAAUGCGAGGUUGUCGCAGAUCAUCCGGCAGGACUUGACACUUCAGACUCCACCACGACAGCAGUCCUCGUCGCAGAAACGCCAUUUGGAACGGAGAACUGCGAAAAAUCACGAGAAAUUGGCGUUGUAGAAACGACAAACGAGCACAUCGAUGAGAACAACAUGGUUUCCUGCAGCAGCAAUCAAACGUUGAAAUAUUCAUAUGAAGAACACCUGCCUUCUGCUGAUUUUAAUUUGUUGACGAAUUGUAUCGACUAUGACUAUUACGACUAUGACAGUUACGACUUUAACAGUUUUGACCAUGAUUAUGCGGACAAAUAUAUGUCUAUAUUUUUUCCCAACAAUACGAUUCAAGAAGAAGAAGAGUAUGACGACUACUACAGUAACACUACAGUACAGAACACUACGGUAAAACCUUGGAUAAAUCUCUUACGCGGAGAGCCUCUUGGUGGUUUACCAUCUGAGGAAGCGUUUCUCGAUCAAUUUGAAAGGUCUGUGCAAGCGGCUCUCACGAUGAAAUUUGCCAAUUCGGCAACUUCCUCGAGUAACAUAAACGCGGGGGAUAAUAAUGAGAGGGCCGCGCGACAGUUUGUCGACGACUGUGCAGACUCGACUGGUACGAUUGAAAAAGAUACCAAAGAUGAAGAAACCAAGCUCGGGGAGAACGUUACAUCGCAAGUGGAUAAUAAUCUGACCGACAAGCUUCUUCGAGAAGAAGAAGAACUCGAUGUAGAGAACGUAGCCAAUCCAAUCGCAAAGUCCAGCGGUUGUCUAAUAAACAGCGACAGUGAGAGUAAUCUCAGAGAUGACGUCAAUCUUUCCAAGUGUACAGAAAAUACGAAGAAUAUACCGAGCGAUAGAAACAACGAAGAAACGCUUGUCACAGGAAAAGCGGUUGCGAAAAGAAUGAAUUAUAUACUCGAGAGUAACCCGUUAGCAAGCAACGACAAACGACACGCUGAAGAGCGAAUGCUGGAAGCCUUAUCUGAUACCAAGGAGAAGAAGAACGAUCAGGAUGUAAUUAGGAGGAGAGUCGCUGAAAGUUGCUCCGACGUAUCAUCCACGACGGAUCCUCCACAUCGCGCGAUCCACAAAGCAAGCUCGGAUGUGGAUCUCAAAAGAUCGAGCAGCCAAUACACGAUUGAGAGGUUUCAAGGAGACACCUUUUCGUCACAUCGUCGAGUUGUUUCCGAGACCGACAUUGCCAAAGAGGACUUAAUGAAAACUAUCGAGGAGGCGGAGAAGAUACUGACGGAUGAUCCAUACCGGGACGAUCCGUCGAAGACGAGCGUUGAUGAAGCAGCUGACGUUUCCGUCAAAGAUAAUUCGCCGAGACUUUCGGACGAGGUGAAGAGUGACGGAGAGCGUGAAAUAGUAAAUGAGACGAGAAAUAAUAAUUUCGACAAGGUUAUCGAAGAUACCACGGUGAAACUACCGGACGUGAAAAUCGAGCGAGUCGCUGCUUCUUCGGAGCCCGACGUCAUCCAGAGCAAUUUGCAAAGAUUGGCUGAAAUUACAUGUCCCGGUCGUCCCAAGUCGCUCAUCGAGAUUCAUGAAACUAUCGAGAAAAUAGCCGAGGAGAAGAGAAGAAUAGAGCACCGAAAGAAAGAGUCGCUGGAGGCACUGUCGAGGAAGUUCGACGAGAUCGAGAGACUCGUCGAACUUGAUUAUGACGAGAUUUCUCACGCGUCCGACAGCGAUCCGUACGAAAUUGAGAUUCCGGAUGUUGCCGACGAUGAUUCCGACAGUGUCGAGGAGCUUCAGGUUGAUCCCAAGGAUCUCGAGGUUCCUCUGACAAAGUCCGAGAUAACAAAAAAUUUGAAAAUUGAAGAGUUGGAGAAGCAGCUCGCGAGUGAAAUUGAGAAGCACAAGCGACUGAUGAAUGAAUAUCAGAGAAUUGUCUCUGUGAAUUUAGAGAUUGCCCAGGAAGCGACCCCGCGGCAGCACGAACCAACACGAGCUUGCGACGACGAAAAUGUCAAUGAAGAAACCCAUACUGAAUCAAAACGCGACAAAGAGGUAGCCGAGAAAAUUGAAGAUAAACUGUCGUCUGAAGUGACGGAUGAGACAACGCAGACGAAAGUCGAUCCAGCGGAAUCGGACGAUUCUCCGUCGGAGAAUUUUCACGAGGAACCGGUAAGGACCUACGUCAAGGGGAAGGUCUACGAUUUUGACGAGAAGAAUCACGGUGUUAGAAUGACGGAGGAGUUGAUCAAGAAGCACUGCAAGGAGCACAAACUCUAUCAGACUCCGUACCUGAACGAUGUCCUGUAUCUGCAUUACAAAGGCAUGUACUCGAUCUCGCGCGCGCGCGCGCAUCAACGACUGUUAGUCGUUAGACGAAGAGUUUUUUUCUUUGUCAGGUUUCUCCUUCAUCGAAAAUCUCGAAAAGUACACGGGUUUGAAGUGCCUCUGGCUGGAGAACAACGGCAUACGCGAGAUCGCCAAUUUGGAUAAUCAGAGGGAACUCAAAUGCCU